AUGGCAACAGUUGCUACACCACGACCUUCCGAAACCCCUAGUACCUCUAGCUUCGCAAGAUGGACGCCUUCAAUUCCUACAAACCUGGUGAACAUGUUCAAUCCCUUCGCCAGUGCCACUUCCACCACCGCCGAUGAAAAUGGUGGGUCUACGACCGAACGAUCGAAAUCCAGUGAGCAGAGCCGGUCGGCAAAGCUGUCUGCCGCGACUGGCAACAAAGGCCCGCCUUCGCCGAGCAGGAACUCGUCGGUCAUGUUCGCCGAGCCGGAAACACGGAGCACCAGCGAGUCGGGUUCGCGCGAGGGAAGCAUCGACGGCUCACGGAGGAUCAAGAGGAGCAAUCGCGCAAAGACCAGUUUCAGCAUCUGCCACCCGCCGCCAACGUCCACAACUCGAUCAAAGCUGCAUCGUCGGCCGCGGUCCCUGUUGCAGCUGCAUCGCCUCAGUGCGCGCUCCCGACCGCUGCCAGCGUUCGAGGUCAUCCCGUCCGCCAACUUCAGUGUGCGCCUGAACCGCGCAAUCACCCGGGUGUUCAAAGCUCGACAUGGGCUGUGUGUGAAUGAUUUGGUGGUCUUCAAGGCGGAGAAAUACAACGCAGACGAGGAGGACGAUGAACAUGAAACUCGAGACGUGAUCGGUUUGAUUUGCAAAGGGCGCAAGGAUGAGGAAAAAUCAAUGGGCAACAAGAUGAGGAUCCAUAUGGCAUCAGGUCGGGAGUGGGAGGCUUAUCCCACGACGGUUGGUGGAUAUGAGUUUUUCACCACCGACGAGCACGGCCUAGCCUUGACCCUGCGCUGGGUACCAAAACGCAAUAAAGAUGGCAGUAGGAUGACCAUGAAAGACGGCUCGCGACGAUUUAAUUUCAGUACCAUUUCAUCGGGGUCCAGGCGACAUCCUGUUAUUGCGACACUAUCCAAAACUGGGCUGGACAUUUAUGAUUCCUAUAAGCUCCCUGACGGCAGCAUUUCUACUCCACUUAGCACGCCUCAGCAGGUCACCACCUUUCUUGGAGACGUUCUGGAGGAAGAGGAAGCUGGUGGUGAGCAGGCGCCGGAUCAUUGUGCUACCGAUGAUGCACUUCGCGAGAUUAUCACAAUGACGGCCAUCUGGGUUUCAUUCAAGGAGGGCUGGAGCCCGAGCUUCCGGUAUGACAGCAAGGACGCUUCCAAUGACAUGAGUCUGCAGUCUGGGUCAUCACCUUCCAAAUCAACGCCGCUCCUCGGCGACAUAAGCAGCCCGCCUGGCUCUCCGUUCCUGGUGCCUUCCGAGAAGCGAGCUAGCAUCAAGAGCAUUGGGUCCGGCAUCGUGCGAAGAGCUAGUCUUUUGAGCAAGGGCACGCCGAACCAACGGGCUUCGACGUUUUCGAUAGGAGAUGAUUACACACCCGAGCAGUCUCCCAGUCGUUCGCCCAGCGUGAACCGUCUACGCGCCGAUUCCACUAGCACCGUCCUCGUUCAACGCGCCACGAGCAACUCACGGCGCAAC
Molecule: messenger RNA, 1485 nt
Organism: Dissoconium aciculare CBS 342.82
Lineage: Eukaryota; Fungi; Ascomycota; Dothideomycetes; Mycosphaerellales; Dissoconiaceae
Exons: 1
Source: RefSeq, a predicted model, not a curated record